Molecule: messenger RNA, 2210 nt
Organism: Homarus americanus (American lobster)
Lineage: Eukaryota; Metazoa; Arthropoda; Malacostraca; Decapoda; Nephropidae
Gene: eIF2beta
Product: eukaryotic translation initiation factor 2 subunit 2-like
Exons: 10
Coding region: 120-1193 (357 amino acids)
Biological process (GO): translational initiation; formation of translation preinitiation complex; formation of cytoplasmic translation initiation complex
Cellular component (GO): eukaryotic translation initiation factor 2 complex
Molecular function (GO): translation initiation factor binding; translation initiation factor activity; mRNA binding
Source: RefSeq, a predicted model, not a curated record
GCCUCACACUGGGCGGCCACCAACACCACCUCAUCUAUACACCUCCCACAGUAGGCUGACGGGACUCCUUUAGCUCCUACUAAAUUUAAUAUAUUAGUGAGUUAACUUGGAUAUACACCAUGGCUGAUGAAGACCUAGUGAGUAUACAGGCUGAUAUCUUUGAUCCCAGUCUAAAGAAAAAGAAAAAGAAGAAGACUGGGUUUAAUCUUGAUGCAGCUCUGGCUGAUGGCAGUGGAACUCCUCCUGUAGAGUCAGCACCCACCCCAGAAAAUGGAGAAGUGCAAGAAGUCAAGGAAAGCACGCCAGAAAUGGAUGAUAUGGAGAUGUUUGGAAAGAAGAAGAGCAAGAAGAAGAAGAUGAAACCUUUCAAUUUAGAUGAAUUAAGUGAAGCUCUGCCAGACUCAAAGGACAGUGGAGUGGUGUCGGGUGAGGACCGGGAACCAGCGACGGCCCAGCCAGUUGAAAUGGAUGACUUUGAUCUUGACAUGGACUUCAGUAAAGCCAAGAAGAAAAGAAGUAAAAAGAAGAAGGAACUCGUUGAACUUAUUGCAAAGGAAGAAAAUGUAUUGGACAGUGACGACAGAGAAUUAGAUCUGGAAACCGAUACAAGUCGGGAGCCGGGCCUGGUAAAUAUUGAGGAGGAGUCAGUUGUGUGCGAGGAAAUAAGGGAGUCUGGAGAUGGAUGGGUGGGCAGCGAACGUGAUUACACCUACGAUGAGUUGUUGGAACGUGCAUUUAACCAGCUUCGUGAAAAGAACCCCGAGAUGGCCACCGGCGAAAAGAAGAAGUUUGUCAUGAAACCACCUCAGGUUGUCAGGAUUGGGUCAAAGAAAACCGCUUUUGCCAACUUUGCAGAGAUAUGUCGGCUUCUUCACAGAAUGCCCAAACACGUAUUGCAGUUUCUUCUGGCCGAGUUGGGUACAUCAGGAAGUAUUGAUGGUAGUAAUCAAUUGAUCAUCAAGGGAAGAUUCCAGCAAAAACAAAUAGAAAAUGUGCUUAGGAGAUACAUCAAGGAGUAUGUCACUUGCCACACAUGUCGAUCUCCUGACACUAUCCUCCAGAAAGAUGCCCGCCUCUACUUCCUACAGUGCGAACAGUGUAAUUCUCGAUGUUCUGUCGCUCCCAUUAAGUCUGGUUUCCAGGCUGUGGCCAACAAGCAGCAGAGACAGGCCAUCAGAGCAAGCAAAAAUUAGGUAACAGCACAUUUAGUAUAAUAAUCUUUUUUUUAUUUGUAAAAUACAUUGACACAUUUUUGUAUUAUAAGCAGAAUCUUAUCAGAUAUAUUAAUAUGACUUCUCAUCCAGACGUGCAUAUUACAAUACGUGUAUUUAUCUGUUGGCAGAGAGAGAGUUUUGUAUCAAUAACAUAUUUCAGGUUUAUGGUAUCAAUUUAAUUUUCCAACUAGUUAAGCAUAAGUUACAUUUGAUCUGAGAACAGCGUGAGGGAUGAGUUAGGUGCCUCUGCGUCAGAGCCUCUCUACUAAUGUUUUUAAACGUCUUCGCGUAUUUUUAAGUCUGGUAAAAGAGUGCGGUACGGUACACGUGUUUAGGCCAGGAGUUAUUGUUAGAGGUAUAUCUUUUGUCAGGUACGGUACACUAGUUAGUUAAGAUUUGGUUUAAUUUUUAUAGUUUUGAAGACAUUUUUUUAUAAAAUAUUGUUGAUAUACCUUCAUAUAUCCCUUAUAAGAGGUUUUAAUGUGUGUUUUGUUGCCUAAUGUAAUGUAAUUUAUAAAUGAGUUGGGUUGGCUAUUAUUAUUAUUGAAAUAUUCAGCUGUGUAUCACAACUGUUUAUUAUUUCUUGAUUUCUAAGAGAAUGGUUUUGUUAAGACAUUCAUAAAAAAUUUAGUAUGGUAUGUUAAAUAUUUCUUGCCUUAAUCUCAGAUGACAUAAACUGAAGACCUAUGAGAACUAUACUGGCAUUAUUGUUUGUAUGUGUUCUUUGUUUUUUGUCUUAUUAAUUGUAUUUCAACAUCUUCAACAGGAGUAAUCCAUCAAUGGUUCUUCAUAGAUUUUGAGUUUUAGGCAAAUGGAUUUCUGAAUAACAACUUAUUAUGUAAAUUAUUUUUCUCGGUGUUCAUUACCUUCACCAGAUUUAAAGUUAAUAUCAGUUCCAUAUUGUGUCAUAUUAAUACUAAGAUAGACAGUCUAUCUUGUUAUACUCAUUGUUUAUUGGAAAUUAUUAUCUAGAAUAAAUUGCUGCUACUAAAUUCA